GUUAAGCAGCUCCAUUCUGACUGAGCACCUGUGCAGUUCAUAGUUAAAGUCCCGGUAAAACGUUGGAGGCAGACACAACACAGGCAGAGUUACUGAGGUUCCAACCUUCACUCUGAAUAUCAUGCAUUUACAUCUUUUCCGACAUAAACGCUCAGUGAAGAUAGUACUUUCCAGUUUUCUAUGUUUGUCCUUCAUCAUACACUUCUACUUCAACAACACACUAACAUCAAAAUCCCCACACUUCCCCUGGGCAGAUGGGAAACUCAGAGGAUUAAUUACAAAUUCCUCUGUUUCCAAGUGUCCUCUUGGAUUUUACAGCAAGCAGGAGCUCCGGCCUCCCCUUCAGAGGCCCUUCCAAGAUCGCAUGGGACCGGGAGCAGAAGGGAAGCCUUUCGUGUGGCGCCAUAUGACUGCAGAGGAACAGAAAGAGGAAUCAAGUGGUUAUAAGAAAAACCAGUUUAACCAGUUUGCCAGUGAUCACAUCUCUCUGCACCGGAAUCUUGGAAAAGACACACGUCCUCUGGACUGCUUGAAGCAGAAGUUUUUGAGAUGUCCCGGCCUUCCAACCACCAGUGUGAUUAUAGUAUUUCACAACGAGGCCUGGUCCACCCUGCUAAGGACCGUCUACAGUGUCCUGCACACAGCCCCUGCUGCUCUGCUCACUGAGAUCUUACUGGUAGAUGAUGCCAGCACAGAUGAUCACUUAAAAGCUCCUUUGGAUGAGUAUGUGCAAUGGUUGCCUAAAGUGCGCGUUCUACGUCAAAAGGAGAGAAAAGGCCUGAUUACAGCCAGGCUGAUGGGGGCUGAGGCUGCAGGUGGAGAGGUACUCACUUUCCUAGAUUCCCACUGCGAAUGUUUCCCUGGCUGGCUGGAGCCUCUUCUGGCUCGAAUUGCUGAAGAGCCCAAAGCAGUAGUGAGCCCAAGAAUCACCAAUAUAGACUAUCGAAGCCUAGGGUUUCACAAACCAGUCCCUGAACCGCAAAAUUACAGCAGAGGAACUUUUGAUUGGAGUCUGAAGUUUGGAUGGGAGCGUGUUCCAGAAGAGGAGAAGAAACGCAGAAAGAAUGAGACGUCCCCAAUAAGAACUCCUACCUUUGCUGGAGGCCUUUUCUCUGUUUUGAAAUCCUACUUUGAGCACAUUGGAACCUAUGAUGACCAGAUGGAGUUCUGGGGAGGGGAGAAUCUAGAAAUGUCCUUCAGGGUUUGGCAGUGUGGAGGCCUCUUAGAGAUCAUUCCUUGUUCUGUUGUCGGUCACAUUUUCCGCAAGAAGAGCCCCCACAGUUUUCCAAAUGGCAGUGCUACUGUCCAACGCAACCUGGUUCGUCUGGCUGAGGUUUGGAUGGAUGACUAUAGAUGGGUCUUCUAUCGUGCAAACAGAAAAGCUGCAUUCAUUUUUCGGACGAAUUCCUACGGGGAUGUUUCUGAACGGCGUAAACUAAGAGAAAAGCUGAAUUGCACGAGUUUUUCUUGGUAUUUAAACAAUAUACAUCCAUCGGCAUACGUCCCUGACAUCAGGCCCAUCGUUUAUGGACAGCUAAACAACACUGGAGGUAGCUGCCGACUGGAUGUGGAAAAGAGUAAAAAGCACUGGGAAGCAGGGCAAAUCUUCAAAUGUAACAACCAAGGUGAAGCACAGUAUUUUGAGUAUACCUCCAAGAAAGAGAUUCGACUCAGUGCUGGAAAUAAAUUGUGCUUACAUGCAGACCCUAAAAAUGCUUUAGUUUUUCUUGAGUGGUGCAAUAUGAAGGGAAAGGCAGCAGAAGAACAAGUGUGGAUCUUCACAAAGGCAAACCAAAUGAAGAACCCUUUGUCAGGCAUGUGUUUGUCAGUCGCAGGUGGAAAUGUGAUGCUGUCAAAGUGCAAAUCCGCCUCAGAGAAACAGGGCUGGGUAUUCAUCCGAGCGGAGUAAGAGGCUUCGAGUAUAUGGUCUGCUUCUGCUACAGUCACAUGCUCUUAUGCUCGUUAAACAUGCCAUGUUUCUUAAAAGGAGGUUUAGCAAUACAUGGAUAAGGGAGAUGAAAAAGAAUCCAGAAUCCUUUGUACAAAGAAUCCUCUGUACUGUGGGAAAUAGGCUUUUAAUGCUUUUACUUUCUCAUUUUAUUUAACAGUCUUGUCUGGGGUAUCAUAUACCCAUACAGAGUAAAAUAAAAUAAAAAAAAUUAAUUUUAUAUUAAAUACUAAAGAAGUUUUAAAUUAUUUAAUCAUAAAUUUGCUCUUUCUAUACUUUUGAGCUGAAAAACUCAUUGAUAUAAAAUGUAACGGCAAACGAAACAUUUUGAUAUCUAUAGUUUAUACGUGCAAUAAACGGCUCUAUUCUUUGCAUAAACACUGUUGCGAUUUAGGUUUUGAAUGUUUAUGCUCUGCCAUUGUGAUUUUCAGCUUUAAAUGUUUUUUUUUUGCAUUUUUAAAGCACUACUGGUUCAUUUUUUGGACAGUAGGCAAGGGGAUGAGAAAGGGGGAGAGACAUGCGACGAAGGACCACAGGUUGGUCUCAAACCCGGGUCGGCAACGUUGAGGACUAAGGCCUUCAUACGUGGGUUGUGUGCACUAACCGCUGCGCCACCAAAGCAUGCUCAAUCAGCUUUAAAAGUUGAUAUAUCACUGUGAUGUAGUUAGUUACACCCUUACAAUUUUCACAAGCCUUGUGGCUGAAUCCUACACUGCCUUCAGCUUAAACUUGAGGGAGUGUUUUGCACUAUAUGAUGCUACGAGUCUUUUCUCCUAAUUAUGGAGUUGUAUGAAAAAUAUUUAAUACAUACCAUGAACAAACAAAAAAACAAUUUUAACUUAUUUGAAUUGUACAUAUAGUAUAAAGAUAAAACCACUUAAAACAUUUGUUUUGUUUACUUUUCAAUGUGUUUUGUGUAGGUUUUUGUAUGUAAAGUAAAUCAAAGAAUUGAAUAUAAAAAAAUUUGCUCAUGGUGAAAGUGUAUAUA
Messenger RNA from Cyprinodon variegatus (sheepshead minnow), 2936 nucleotides. RefSeq names its product polypeptide N-acetylgalactosaminyltransferase 6-like. The transcript is spliced from 11 exons. The coding region runs from base 122 to 1909 and encodes 595 amino acids. NCBI's taxonomy places the organism in Eukaryota, Metazoa, Chordata, Actinopteri, Cyprinodontiformes, Cyprinodontidae. Gene Ontology annotation, cellular component: Golgi apparatus. The record is from RefSeq and is a predicted model, not a curated record.